Molecule: messenger RNA, 753 nt
Organism: Rhizoctonia solani
Lineage: Eukaryota; Fungi; Basidiomycota; Agaricomycetes; Cantharellales; Ceratobasidiaceae
Product: phosphatidylethanolamine-binding protein (PEBP) family
Exons: 3
Coding region: 1-753 (250 amino acids)
Source: RefSeq, a predicted model, not a curated record
AUGCGCCAUACAUUGUUCCUUGCCCUCCUCUUCUCGAGCGGUCUAGUCACCGCAGUACCCACACACAAAUGCAAAACUAAACUCAAAGGACCUUCUCGCCCUACGCUGGACCAAGUGAAAGAAUCCUUCUACGAAGCGCACAUCGUCCCGGACCUCCUCCCGGAAUUCGACCCUACCUCGUUGCUGUACUUGACAUACAAGAGCGACUCGUUCAAGGAUAAAGAUUCAGGAAUCGUUUUGCCCGGAAAGAGAUUCGCCAAAGACGCUACAUCUUCCCCACCCGAAAUCUCGUUCGAAGGCCCUGGCUGGCCAGGCCCAUAUGUAUUCUUCCUCCUCGACCCAGACGCGCCAUCCCACUCGGAUCCUAAAUGGUCUCAAGUCCGACACAUGUUUGCCGGCAACUUGACCAUUGAUAGUGAUUCGGAGCGUGUGCCCGGCAGUGUGGUGCUCGGAAAUUCGACAGAGCCAGUGAACUAUUAUAUGCCUCCAGCCCCCCCUGGUUCUGGAUUUCACCGCUACGUCGGAUUGUUGUACGCCCAGCCACCCGAUUUCGACUAUUCGUUCCUUAAUACGAGCGAUCGAUUUGGGUUUAACAUCACCCAAUUCUCAAAGAAAUCUGGUUUGGGUACUCCCCUUGCUGGGACUUUCUUGACUGUCAAGGUCAAGGAAGACGACGACGCAUACUGGUUGCCAAUGCAUAUGAUCAAGGAUAUCUGGUCGUACUGGCGACAGAUUGCUUUCAAAAUUCUUUAA